AUGCAGGCCAUGACACCCUUCACAGCCCUUGAGCCGGGUAUGGAGAUGUUUGAGAAGGGGACACCACAAUCAUUCUAUUCCUCUACUCUGGCACCCCGGUCGUCAUUAGAACGUCCCGUCUCAUAUAUCAGCGUUGCGUAUACAGACAUCGAAGACGAAGAUGACUCAAGUGAAUUCGAGGAGUACAGUGGCUCGUCUAGCGACAACAGACGCAGUCAGACAACUAUAUCGACCUUUGAAGAGGUCCACACACCAGAGAUCGAACAACGACCCCAAUUUGCCGAAUGGUAUCUGCCAAAAGCAGUCGAAGGCCCCAAAGGGCCACAUCUAUUUCGUACCUCACAAUCCUCCAACGACUUCGACUAUGCCCUGCAAAUGUCACCACUAUUGCCAAGAGAGACUCCCCUCCGACUCCAGACCUCGUUCAGAGAGGCUACGCCCGCGACGGUAGUCCCAAAGAGUGAGUACAAUAACAUUGCCUCGGCAGUAGCCCAUCUCGACAACGCUGAAGUCCGCGCUUGGAGCUCACGCGACGUGGCUACCUGGAUGUACCAAAAUGGAUUCGAGAACGAAGUCAUUGACAAGUUUGCUGUUCAUGAUAUUACCGGUGCUGUGUUGCUCGAUCUGCAGUUCGAUGAUCUGAAAGAGUUGGAAAUUGAGUCCUUCGGGAAACGACAUCAAUUGUGGAACCAAAUCGACUCCCUGCGUACACUAGAUGGGUUGGUUUCUCCAAUUGCACCGGCGCCCAUACCAACCCCAUUCGAGGAUCUUGACCAUCCAUGCUCGGCGGCGGGAAAUAGAUCGAAAAGCAAGAACCGGGAUCGUCGACGUCGUGACAAGCCACGGGGCGCUGGUGAUUAUGGCGAUGACUUGAUGACGCCAAUCACUCCCGGAGGCGGUCGCCGACGGAGAGGCCGACGAAACAAGAACCCAGCAGACGACUUGAUCACUCCUGCAGAGUCGGUUUCUAUUGUGGCCAUCGAGCAACUACUUCCAAAGCCACACACAUGUGCAAAGGGGGAACGAUGCGCCAAGUACAGGAAACAGCAACGUCAACUUGCCAGACUCCAAGAGGAGCAUGGGUUUCCAAUUUCUCCAGAAAAGGGUGGCCAGAUCUUCAUCGCAGGAGACCCAGGCAACGCCCGGACAGCAUAUCGGGCCGUCGAGAACGUCCAUCGUCCAACUUCGGAUGCAGAACAAUCUGUCGUGGUGCCAUCUGUGGUAGCAUCGUCAGACUUGCUAGGACCCAGCCAACUACCCGACUUCAACCUCCAGGAAGGCAUGCUCCAAAAGUUGGAGCACCGCGACCCUCAGGACAAUGUGCGACACUUCCUUACCCUCCAGGGCGUCGAUCAGCCGUAUGCUAGUGCAACACCUAUCGAAGCACCCCCGACACCUCCUAGGGAGAUGUUCCCUAGUCGGCCACACUUGGUGAUACCACAGCAUCAGCACUACCCACAGGUUUCAGCUUUCUCUGCGUCGACUUCGGCACACACGACAAAGUCCUUCGACCCAUUCAAUGUUUCCACCCCUCUCCUGCAUCCUCCGGAGUUCAUGCCAGCCCCGCAUUAUAACCUCAAAAGUCUUCCCAAACUUACAAUUCCAGUGGCACGCUCCAUGUCUGCCCAGCCUUACGGCAACCCACGCAACGCCAUUCCAGCGAACUCGUACGUUGCACCGGACACUACAUUCUCGCCAUGUAGGACAGCCUCGCCAGGUGGCAUUUACCGAUUUGGUACACCAAUGUCCGAAAUGGACGUACCCGUAACGGCCGUGCCAUUACCCCCUGUGUCUCGUGACACAAGUCAGUCGGUGCCACCCAACAUGCAAUACAAGGUCCAACUCCAAAGGGCUGGAUCCCGUCAAGAACGAAGACGUCCCUCCCUACCCUUGCCGGCGCUUAAUGAAGGCCAGGUGUUCAGCCCAUUGGGUCCUCAAUCGGAUGAUGACACUCUUCAUGGAACACAGUUUUCCGAUGACAGUGCAAAGUCGUCACCUGUCCGAGUUGCCAUGCCUGUAGUUGCCGAGAUGGCAGAGGUCCCGUCUGUGCCACUCAAAGGUGGCUUCUCGUACAACGGCGUGAAUCACCAUGGCUGGAUGAAGAAGCGCCGCACCCGACUUUUGCGUCACGAAUGGGAGGACCACCACUUCCGUCUCCAGGGCACAACGCUAGCCAUGCAUCCCAAUGAGCUGCCCACCUCGUCAGCACUGCACACAAUCGAUGUCGACGAGUAUGCUGUGGCUUGCUCGUCCCUCGCUUCCAACAAGCUUUCCGCUAAGCUGCGUGCUUUGAAGCUCUCUUCGAGCCACCAGAAAGAGAAGGAUAGUAUGGCAGCAUCUGCAUUCGAGUUUCAGCUCGUUCCUGCCGCUCCCACUAAGAGUGAUGUUAAGAGAGUCAUGCCCAACGGCAAGAUACACCACUUCGCUGUCAAAGGCCGCGAUGAGCGCAUCGACUGGAUGCGCGAGCUUAUGCUGGCUAAGGCUUUGAAGGCCAAGAACGAUGGGUACGAAGUGAACGUCAACGGUGCCGACAUGUGA
Molecule: messenger RNA, 2538 nt
Organism: Dothidotthia symphoricarpi CBS 119687
Lineage: Eukaryota; Fungi; Ascomycota; Dothideomycetes; Pleosporales; Dothidotthiaceae
Product: SAM and PH domain-containing protein
Exons: 3
Coding region: 1-2538 (845 amino acids)
Molecular function (GO): protein binding
Source: RefSeq, a predicted model, not a curated record